UCGCGGCCAACGCUGGGACAGGGUUUGCGGUGGCAGAGCCUCAAAUUGCCAUGUUCUGCGGGAAGCUCAACAUGCACGUGAAUAUCCAGACUGGGAAAUGGGAACCCGACACUUCGGGGACUAAGAGCUGCUUUGGAAGCAAAGAAGAGAUUCUGCAGUACUGCCAGGAGAUGUACCCAGACCUUCAGAUCACGAACGUUGUGGAAGCCAAUCAACCCGUCAGCAUUGACAGCUGGUGCAAGAGGGGCAAGAAGCAGUGCAAGGACCACACUCACAUCGUCGUGCCCUACAAGUGCCUGGUGGGAGAAUUCGUAAGCGAUGUCCUGCUGGUUCCAGAGAAGUGCCAGUUCUUACACAAGGAGCGCAUGGACGUGUGUGAAAGCCACCAGCACUGGCACACCGUGGCAAAAGAGGCUUGCCUGACGGAAGGGAUGAUCCUGCACAGUUACGGCAUGCUGCUGCCCUGCGGCGUAGACCAGUUCCACGGGACAGAAUACGUCUGUUGUCCUCAGACGAAGGUGGUGGAUGAGGCUCUGUCCAAAGAGGAAGAGGAUGAAGAUGAGGAUGAAGACUAUGACCUUUAUAAAAGCGAGUUCCCUACAGAGGCAGGCGUGGAAGACUUCACAGGAACAGCUGUGGAGGAAGACGAGGACGAAGAAGACGAAGGCGAAGAGGAGGAGGAGGAGGUAGUAGAAGACCGUGAUUACUAUUACGACAGCUACAAAGUCGAUGAUUACAACGAGGAGACCCCCACGGAGCCUAGCAACGACAAGGCACUGCCUGAAAAAGAAGUCAGCAGCGAUAUGAAAUCUGUCUGCUCCCAGGAGGCGAUGACAGGGCCCUGCCGGGCUGUGAUGCCUCGUUGGUACUUCGAUCCUAACAAGAGAAAAUGCGUUCGCUUUAUAUAUGGAGGCUGCGGAGGCAACAGGAACAAUUUUGAGUCAGAGGAGUAUUGUAUGGCUGUGUGUAAAAAGAUGACCUCCGCUUACCCUCGCCCUCUCCUCGCAGUGCCCACGGACGACGUGGAUGUCUACUUCGAGACCCCGGCUGACGACAACGAGCACGCCCGCUUCCAGAAGGCGAAGGAGCAGCUGGAGGUCAGGCACCACAACCGCAUGGACCGGGUGAAAAAGGAAUGGGAGGAAGCAGAACACCAAGCCGUGAAUCUCCCCAAGGCAGAAAGACAGACUCUCAUUCAGCACUUCCAGGCGAUGGUGAAAUCUCUGGAGAAAGAGGCAGCAAGCGAGAAGCAGCAGCUUGUGGAAACUCACCUGGCUCGCGUGGAAGCCAUGCUGAACGAUCGCCGUCGCAUCGCUCUGGAGAACUACUUGGCUGCCCUGCAGGCCGACCCGCCACGCCCCCACCGCAUCCUGCAGGCUCUGAAGCGCUACGUUCGUGCUGAGAACAAGGACCGGCUGCACACCAUCCGCCACUACCAGCACGUCCUGGCAGUUGACCCAGAAAAGGCUGCGCAGAUGAAACCUCAGGUGAUGACACAUCUCCAUGUGAUCGAGGAGCGGAUGAAUCAAAGCUUGUCUCUGCUCUACAAGGUGCCGUACGUGGCUGAAGAAAUCCAGGAUGAGAUCGAUGAGCUGCUUCAGGAGCAACGUGCCGACAUGGAUCAGUUCACGUCCUCCAUUUCGGAAUCCCAGGUGGAUGUCAGAGUGAGCUCCGAGGAGAGCGAAGAAAUUCCCCUGGAGGGCAAACCUUUCCGUCCGUUCCAGGUGAAAACCUUCCCAGCCACGCCCGAAAGCGAAGAUCCUCAGCCGGAUUUGUACCAUCCAAUGAAAAAAGGUUCCGGCAUGACCGAGCUGGACGGGCUGAUCGGCGCCGAAGAAAAAGUGAUUAACAGCAAGAACAAAGUGGACGAAAAUGUGGUAAUCGAUGAAACCCUCGACGUGAAGGAAAUGAUUUUCAACGCCGAGCGCGUCGGCGGGCUGGUGGACGAGCCGGAUAACGACAACUCCCUUCGGGAUGACUUCAGUUUCAGCAGCAGCGCCCUCAUCGGCCUCCUGGUGAUCGCGGUUGCCAUAGCUACCGUCAUAGUCAUCAGCUUGGUGAUGCUGAGGAAGAGGCAGUACGGGACCAUCAGCCAUGGGAUCGUGGAGGUCGACCCGAUGCUUACCCCAGAAGAGCGGCAUCUGAGCAAGAUGCAAAACCACGGCUACGAGAACCCCACUUAUAAAUACCUGGAGCAGAUGCAGAUCUAAAAGAGAUGAAGAUACAACAGCCCUGAGCGGGAAGAGGAGCAGGGCGGAGGGCCAAAGGGGUCCAGCGUUUUGGAUCGACUACUGACCAACAGUUGCUUCGAGAGGACUUCAUCUUACAUUCAGAACUCCUGGAUCAUUAAGACUAUAAUUACUACUGUAGAGUUGCAAUUUCCAUUCUUUUAAAUGGGUGAAGAAAUGAUAAUAUAACGAUAUGAUAUAUAAAUCUCCUUACAUGGGAAAAAUGGAUCUAUUGCAGAUAUUUGACUGAGAUGUAGUUUUCCUUUUUUUUUUGGUUUUUUUUUUUAAAUAAUCUGAAAAAAAAGAUACCAGUUCCGUUGUACUGUUGUCUGAUACGAGCUCUAUAUAUAUAUAAAAUGGGAAAAUGUUGAUUUUUAUUUCCAAUAGACCACCUGUAUAUUGAGGGUCAUCUGUACCAGCCCGCCUUGUAAAAAGGAGACAGUUGUGGCUCUUCAGUCAUUUUGGCUUUUAUAUAUAAAGCAGUAUUCUUUUUUUUUUUUUUUUUUUUUAAAGUGGGAGUUGCAAAGAGAUUAAUUUAGGGAUAGGAACUUUGACAGCGUAAGCGAGGGAAGUAAUUGGGAACGGUAACUAACAAAAGUCCUUAUAAUGAGAAAAAAAAAGAAAAAGA
Molecule: messenger RNA, 2856 nt
Organism: Apaloderma vittatum (bar-tailed trogon)
Lineage: Eukaryota; Metazoa; Chordata; Aves; Trogoniformes; Trogonidae
Gene: APLP2
Product: amyloid beta (A4) precursor-like protein 2
Exons: 17
Coding region: 51-2210 (719 amino acids)
Biological process (GO): axonogenesis; central nervous system development
Cellular component (GO): membrane
Molecular function (GO): serine-type endopeptidase inhibitor activity; heparin binding; transition metal ion binding
Source: RefSeq, a predicted model, not a curated record